Molecule: messenger RNA, 2868 nt
Organism: Vespa velutina
Lineage: Eukaryota; Metazoa; Arthropoda; Insecta; Hymenoptera; Vespidae
Product: IQ and ubiquitin-like domain-containing protein
Exons: 5
Coding region: 1020-2600 (526 amino acids)
Biological process (GO): cilium assembly
Cellular component (GO): motile cilium; acrosomal vesicle
Source: RefSeq, a predicted model, not a curated record
AAAAAAAAAAAAAAAAAAAAGAAAACAACAAAACAAAAAAAAAAAAAGAAAAAAAAAAGAAAAAAAAGAAAGCAAAAAACGAAUGUGUUCUAUUUGAAUUAUGUAAUGUCCUACAGUCUAUAUAUAUAUAUAUAUAUACAAUUAUAUACAUUUUCUGACAAACAUUUUUUGUAUAAACUUUUAUGCUAAUAAGAAAUGAUAUUUGUAAAUAAGUUAUAAAAAAUCUCGUAUGUGUUUUAGGGGAAAAUCAAUGUACGUCGCGUGCGAACAAAUGUGUCUAUAUAUUAAAUAAUGUUUGUAAAAGUUACAAGCCAAUGUGAAAUGUACAUAUAAUAUGUAGAAUCCAUAGUAUAAUGUAGAUAGUGCGAUAAUGUUAUAUACAUAUAUAUAUAUAUACAUAUUAAAAAUAAUAGGAUAUAUCUUAGUUAUGGCUUGUAGCAGUGAUAGCAGUGAGGAGGAGUUCUGAGAAAAAAAUUCAUUUUAAAAAGAAAAUAGUUGAAAAAGAAAAAAAUGCCGUUUCGUUGUAAACUUCACAAUCAAUCUAUCUUCUUUUUCUUUUUCUUGCGUAUAAUAUCAAUGAUAUAAAUGUAUGUUAUCAAAUUUUUUUGUUACUUGUCACGAUACCACGAUCUGCUUGGAAUACAGAGUAUUUUUUAAGUCAGCUUUAUUUAUAAUAUAAAUAUAUAAACGUAUAUGCAUAUACAAAUAUAUAUGUAUAUAUAAACAUAUAUAUAUAUAUUUAUAUAUAAACAUUUGGUUUAAACAUCAAAAACAUUUACACAUGAUCUUUUUCUUAUAUAUCUGAAGAUAUCUGUAUUAUAUAGCAUUUUUUCUUUUUUUUUUUCUUUUUUUUUUUUUUUUAAUGAGUCGUUUAGACCAAUCAAGAAUGAGCGUUUUAAUGGAUGGACAAUCUUGUUUCUUCAAAUUAAUUCAUCGUCAUCCGUCUUAUCGAUGAAAGAAGACGUGCGUAUAAUUGAUGAAGAGCUUGUACUCGUCGUAUAAUAAUCGUAAUACGAAAUAUGGUUUUAAUAACUGAAGUUGAAGAUCGGAAGAUCGUGAAACCUUAUUUGGGUGGAUGGCGAAAUAAAAUCACUGGUAUAGAAUAUUUGAACGCAGUAUCACAAACCGGACCACCAGCUAAAAAUAUUUCCUGGGAUAAUUGCUGUAGCAUUGCCGUUCAAACGGUGGAAACUAAAGAUGGAACAACACAAUCGUCGUAUAAUAAAACCACACAAAUGUGGCGAACGGAUUGUAACGUAUCGAAUAUAAAGGACAAGUAUAUGACGCCAAAGUGUUAUGAGCCAUACGAUGAAAUACAAUGGCGUCUCGAUCUUAAUCAACGUGCGAGGAUUAUUCAAAGGAAUUAUCGGAUAUAUAGACUUUUGAAAUAUAUGAAGGAAUGUGCUCGACAAUAUAGAGAAAUAAUGAAAGAAUGUAAAAGGCAUCGGGAAGAGAGAAUCAUUAUGUACAGAAAAAGACACGAGCAGGAACUUUUACGAAAGAUUAAUCCACGUUCAAGAGCAGAUUUUAAUAUGUUGUUUGAAUUAAUCGAACGAUGGAGACGUGAUCGUAAAAAGGAGAUAAAUGCACGUUAUUUCAAAGGUACUCAACGUGCUGAAAAUUGUUUCAUUCUUAAUAAAACCGUGGAAAUGUACAACGUUAUUGAUAAAUUUAAACAAAGGAUAAGAGAGCAAUACAGAACGAGGAAACGUGUUAAAUUUUUAAAGAUCAAUUCUAAGCCUAUACAAUGGCACGGAUAUAAAGCAAAACUCAUAGAAAUGAUCACAUUGAAGACACAAAAGGCACGGGAAUAUUUGAGUAUAUUCAAUUCGUUAAGUAACGAUAAUUUGAACGUGGAAGAACGAAUGGAAUUGUUAUUGAUGUUGAAAAAAUCACUCGGAUUUCACAUCUGUAUCUGCGCUUUCGAUUUGAUUUAUCUAUUGGACCAAGAGAUAAUGUUAUUGUCGAGAGGCAUAAAGAAUUUAUCUCUCGAAUAUUUAAGAAAGAGAAUACUAUGUGAUUAUUUAAAAUUCGUUGCCAAUUCUGGUACUUGUGCUUGCACGAAUAUACGUAAGGGUUUCAAAGAUGAUCCCGAAUGCGAGGAAUUUCGUGAACCAUUAGAGAUAAAAACGAUAUUUUGUAAAAGCUGUAGAAAAUUACUUCCGUGUAAUAGAUUUUCAGCUCACAGUGGAUUGAAAAAAUUAACGUCUUGCACCAGUUGUACGUUGUUGAAAGAACAGAAUUACUCUUACGUUAAUUUCGAACCAUACAUUUUUAUUUUAAAUUACAUACAAGCCGAAGAGAAACGAAGAAGAUGUUUCUCGUCGUUGGCAUUUAUGAUGCAGUCGAAGGACAUUUAUUAUCUGGUUAAUAAUAUCUGGCAAAAUCAUUCGAUUAUAAGUAAAAAUAUUGAUAUUUACUUAUUAAGAUUGGUCAGAUACAAUAAGUGCGUUGAAUGGUCACCAUGGAAUUGUAUUCUUUUAACCGAAGAAGAGGCAGAGAUUCAUUAUUGUAUCGAUGAUUUUACCAAAAUCUAUUCGAAAUCACUAUUACAUCAGGUCUUAUUGAAACACUUGGCGGCGAAGAAUUAUUUCAAGUAAAAAUUGAUAAAAGAAGAUAAAAAAGAAAAGCAAAAAAAAUUAUCAUUCCUAUUGUUAGAUCACAUUGUAUCCUAUUUAAUCUUUUAUAUUAUUUAUUUAGACGAUUGAGCUACUACGAUAAAGAAUUUAGAGAAUCCUCUCGAUUUUACACGAUACAAGACAGAAAGGAUUACGUGCCAUUUAACAAAGGGAUUUAUCUCGAAGGGUACGAGUUUUAACGUUUUAAAAAAUUAUCAGAAUUCAUGGAUCUUUUUUUUUUUAAUAUUAU